AUGGAAUCAAAUAAAUCAGCAGAUAUUUCAAUGUCCUUCACAAGCACAAGUUCGUUUAAUUCAUCAAACAAAGAAAAUCUUAAUUCAAAUUCAAUUUCAAGUAAUUCAAGUGAAUAUGAAAAUAAUGAAACGAGCAAGGUGCAAUUACAAUUUAUCAAUUACUCUUCUUUCAAAGACAUAACUACGUUGAGUAAUGGAAUGAUCAAAGCAUUUUGGAAGGACGCGAGUGCUUACGUUAUAUUAAAGAAGCUAAAGUUACUUCAUCAAUUGAGUUACCAUCAAAACAUUCUAACAAUCUUUGGGUUCAGCAGAGAAGCGGAUGAAGGAGAUUAUUUGUUGGUAAUGGAAUUUGCCAACGGAGGAGACCUACGACAAUUUUUAAAAGAGAAUUAUCAGAAACUCACCUGGCAUGAUAAAAUGAAGUUGUCAAUCGACGUAACAAAUGGUCUACAAUGCAUACACAGUCAUGGAAUCGUGCACACGUCCCUGCAUCCACAUAACGUUCUGGUUCAUAAUGGUAGAAUGUUAAUAGGAGACUUGGGGCUUUCAAAAAUGAAGGAUGCUUCAAUACCAGAAAACAUCGAAAUUUUGCCCUACAUGGAGCCAAAUUUUCUAGCCGACCCGAAUUAUUCACGUGACAAAAGAUCAGACAUAUAUAGUUUAGGAUUAUUAAUGUAUGAAAUAUCAAGCGAGAAAGCUCCUUUCUCUUCGCUUCGUCAUAAUGUUGAAGUGGCUAAAAAAAUUUUAUCAGGGACAAGAGACAAACCUACCCUAGGCACACCCAUUGAGUACAUCGAUUUAUAUGAACAAUGUUGGGAUAAUGAUCCCAUGGCAAGACCAACUGUCGACGAUGUAUUGUCCAUAUUGGGCAGGAUGAAUUUGACUCCGGUGUACGAUGGAGAUUUCGAGAUGACGACUUUUAAUGAGAAUUAUUUAAAAAAAGUCGAGAGAAAGGAUGUAAAAGUGACAAUUGACAAUUCCAUUAAUAUCGAAAUCCCGAACGAGGCCAAGAAUGUCGUUGCCAUGUCAUCAAAGAAUCGUAUCAAUUCGGUCUCGAAUGAAUUUGGUGGCGGAAUUGAUAGCGGGUACGGUGGGGUUGGAAGAAGGACCGCGACAAAAGAAGGAAAGAAAAUGCAAAUGUUUUCCUUGCCUCCCAAAAUGUAG
This is a messenger RNA of Funneliformis geosporum, 1164 nucleotides long. The record is from the annotation of a GenBank genome assembly. NCBI's taxonomy places the organism in Eukaryota, Fungi, Glomeromycota, Glomeromycetes, Glomerales, Glomeraceae.